Molecule: messenger RNA, 1357 nt
Organism: Lasiosphaeria miniovina
Lineage: Eukaryota; Fungi; Ascomycota; Sordariomycetes; Sordariales; Lasiosphaeriaceae
Exons: 2
Coding region: 351-1196 (281 amino acids)
Source: RefSeq, a predicted model, not a curated record
AAUGUCACCGUCGCCACCCCGUUCUGGUUGUCGUUUCUUUAUCCAUCGGGUCUCUAUUGUGCGACUAGACAAAAACGUGCUGUUUCCUUCUCUAUUGUUCCUAUUGUUCUAUUUCACAGCCGGCCUGACCCACAUCCUCUCCGUGAACUUCCUCCUCACGCCUAAUUACCUCUCUUUCCAUCUCCUUGCAUCAAACCUUCUCUUUUUCAUUAAAACAUCUGCGAGCCAGAUUCGUAGACUGCGACAGUCAAAACUCAGUACCUGCAGGCAGUACACUAACCGUAUAGACAUCCACCUCUACUUUCUCCUAUUCUCAUUCUUUUAGGUAUCUCGACAGGAGCAACACCAAAAUGUUCAACCUCGGCGAGAACUCCAAGGUCCGGGGCUCCGGCCACCUGAUCCUCAACGCCAUCCGAGCCUUGACCAUUGUCACGCUGGGCACUGUCAUGGUGGCCAGCUGGGCUAUGAUUGUGCUCUCGGGCAUCACAGCACACUUCGAUUUCUUCGACAUGAUAUCUCAUUUCUUCAUCUUCGUCAUCUGCAUCUUUCUUGUCAUCUCAGAGCUGGGUCUCUUCAAGCGCUUCUUUGAGAAGAACUGGCCGGUGCUCAGCCCAUCCCACUCUCUGAUGUGGCUUGGCCUGGCCAUCUUGAUCAUCGGCUGCCAGCUGCUAGCCGAUCUCACCAAGCCCGCCUACACUCUAGGCAACCUCGGCCUGUCCAUGUACCGCCUCGUGCUCGCUUCGGGCAUCCUCUGCCUCAUCUUCGGCAUCUCCAACAUUCUCGUCUCCAUCAUCUUCCGCGAUGGAACACGCGACAUCACUGCCCGCCAGAUCCGGAGCCACGGCAACCUUGCAGGCCUUGAGGCAAACAGCAAGGAGUACUACGACAACAUGUCGCACCAAGACAGCUACUCUCAGCGCAGCAACAGCCACUCGUACCGCCAGGCGGAGGAGCAACCCUCGGCCAUGAGGCGCAUGACCCAGGUGUUCAAUGUCAAGAAUUUCCGCAAAUCCAAGAUUGCCAUCAGCAAGCCCUUUAUCUCGGAGGCCCAGGCGGCCGACAUUGAGCGCAACAACAGUCCACUCGCGAGCCGCACGAGCCCCAUCGUCCCGGCAGUCCAGCGGCCUCCAACCGCAUUGCAUCCGGCUUUCACCGGGGGCAGCCACUACAGCACGGCGCACAUGGACCGAUUCUGAGUCCAGAACAAUUCUAUUUAUUCUUCAUAGACAAGCCCCGGAUCACUUACAUUUACGGUGUUGUAAAAUACCUAGGCAGGCUGGUUACAAAUGGCGGCGGGGGGCAUUCCAGGCGUUUGUUUGGCGGGAAUUUGCAUUUUCAUAAUACCCUGGUAUUACUU